GCGCGCUCGCGCAGAAACCCAAGCCCUACGCCAACUCCCUUGGAGAAAUCGCCUGCAAAAUCCAUAGGGAUUUUCUUCUUAGGGAUGGCAAAUGCAGGGGAAGAUUUAUCUCAAUUUGAUAUUUCCCAAGAGGAAAAGGACAAGCUUGUGGCAGAAGUAAUUCGCUAUGUCCUAUUUAAGACCCACCAAAAUUCAGGGUGCCCAAUCAAGAGAGAUGAACUUACUCAACUUGUUACUAAGAAUUAUCGCCAGCGUGCUCUCCCUGCUCUUGUAAUCAAUGCAGCCAGAGAGAAGCUAUCCACCAUUUUCGGCUAUGAAAUGAAGGAGCUUCAACGAUCUCGACCUUCAUCCACCAAUCAGGGUCGCACUUCACAACAGAGUUUUGCAGAUGUAAAAUCUUAUGUGAUCAUAAGUCAGCUACCUGCUGAUGUGUAUCGGAAAUAUGUUGAGGAUGUAAAUACAGCACAUCUGACUGGAUUUACCUUCGUCAUUGUUAGUAUUGUAUAUCUUGCUGGAGGGAAAAUUGCAGAAGUUCUUUACCAACAUGACAGAACCUACCACCAUUGUGGUGAAAGCAUUGCAGAUGGUCUUUGGCAUCAUAUGAGGCGGAUGGGAUUGUAUGAAAAUGAAGAAAACCAUCCUGUCCUUGGAAACAUUAAGCAGGCGUUGGAAGCACUUGUCCAGCAAAGGUAUUUGCAGAAGGACAAAGUGAAUGGUCCUGAGGGCAAUACUUUGUUUUACGAGCUUGCUGAAAGAGCUUUAGAUGAAGCCAUUAGCAAGAAGAUUAAAGAGUAUAUAUCACAGAUUGUGCAGAAUGAUGGUGCCUCGGCAGAUGUUGAAUAGUGUCUUGCACCUAAUUUAUGCAGAAUGAUGUGGUGGCUGAUAAAUAGUGAGGAGUUGGUUGGAUGAGGACAUGCUCAACAGAAUGGAUAGAGCUGCAGCUGAGAUGCCCAAUUGCCCAUUUUUGUUUGAUGAGCCUUAAACAUCUUUGUUUGGGAAUUUUGUGGAAUUGUAGUUAUUAUAUAUUCCCUAGCGGGACAUGUUUACAUUUGCCCAAAAUUAAAUCAGAACCUUGACAGUCUCAA
This is a messenger RNA of Vitis riparia (riverbank grape), 1085 nucleotides long. Its product is annotated as melanoma-associated antigen 8. The transcript is spliced from 8 exons. NCBI's taxonomy places the organism in Eukaryota, Viridiplantae, Streptophyta, Magnoliopsida, Vitales, Vitaceae. Bases 85 to 843 code for a protein of 252 amino acids. The record is from RefSeq and is a predicted model, not a curated record. Gene Ontology annotation, cellular component: nucleus.